This is a messenger RNA of Dichotomopilus funicola, 2502 nucleotides long. RefSeq names its product glycoside hydrolase. The transcript has 3 exons. Gene Ontology annotation, molecular function: Glc3Man9GlcNAc2 oligosaccharide glucosidase activity. The coding region runs from base 1 to 2502 and encodes 833 amino acids. Gene Ontology annotation, cellular component: endoplasmic reticulum membrane. NCBI's taxonomy places the organism in Eukaryota, Fungi, Ascomycota, Sordariomycetes, Sordariales, Chaetomiaceae. The record is from RefSeq and is a predicted model, not a curated record. Gene Ontology annotation, biological process: protein N-linked glycosylation; oligosaccharide metabolic process.
AUGGCAUUGGGACGCCAAUUGGGCCUGAUGUUGGCUUUGUGCUGGUUCCAUGCUUUGUUUGUUUCCCUCGGUUUCUCUAGUACUGCAUCGGCAAGCACCCCCGACGACGGCGAGUCUAUUUUACACAGCGAGUUCGGCCGCCAGAACAACCAAAGUUUACUAUGGGGCCCAUACCGGCCGAACCUUUAUUUUGGGGUGCGCCCCAGGAUCCCACAGAGCUUGAUGGCCGGCUUGAUGUGGGGCAAGAUUGAGUCGUACGCCGACUUCCAAUAUACGGUCCGAUACACCUGCGAGCAGAAUGAGGGCAUGAAGGGCUAUGGAUGGGAGGAGUACGACCCUAGGAGGGGCGGUAUCCAAACCAUCCACGACAUACAAAACGGUCUCGAUCUGACCACCUCCUUCGUAAAAGUCCCCGGGGGUGCCCACGGUGGCAACUGGGCGGCCCGGAUCAAGGGCGUGCUAAACGACGAUGCACCGAAGGACCAGAAGACCAUCUUGGUCUUUUAUGUGACACAAGAGGGCAGCGACUCAGAGCUCCAGGCGCUUGAAGGCGAGGAUGAGAAGGGAUAUCAUGGCGAUGUUACGCUACAGGGCCGAUCGGACUCGCUCGGCAACUACAAGCUUGUCGUGACCAAAGGCGAGGGCGUCCAGCCAUUGAGUGACCACGAUCUGUCGAAUAUCCGGGGCCCGGGCCAGACUGUAGUUCAGUCGUUGACGUAUCCUGAGGAGCAUAUCUGGCAAGCCAAACCAAUUCUAUUUCGGCAGCUCAAAGAGGGGGUUGACUGGCUGGUGGAGAACAAAUAUGAUGUGCAGGACCCCCCGCCUCCCUGGCAGGUGUACUUGCUCGACAACCGACCUGGCUCCGGGAACGUCCAUAUUGUGGAGAAGGUUUUUGAGGGAGAUUUUGAGUUUGAUGUCCUCUUCUCGAGCGAGUCGGUGGGCAAGGACAUCACGAGUGACGAUUUGUCGCGGGAAAUCAAGCUGACGACCGAGUCCUUUGGGGAGCGUUUUGCGAGUAUUUUCACACCCCAGGCGCCCUUCACGGCGGAAAAGUAUAAGAAGUUUGGCCGUAGCAUGUUCUCUAACCUGAUCGGCGGCAUUGGCUAUUUCUAUGGCGAGUCCGUGGCGGAUCGGUCUUACGCGCCCGAAUACGAGGAGGAGAACGAGGUCUUCUGGGAGGAGACCGCCGAGGCGCGGGCUCGUAACCAGCAGGCACUAGAGGGCCCCUAUGAGCUGUUUACCAGCAUUCCUUCCCGGCCGUUUUUCCCGCGUGGAUUCCUCUGGGACGAGGGCUUCCAUCUGCUUCCCAUCGCCGAUUGGGAUAUCGACCUUACCCUGGAGAUCGUGAAGAGCUGGUUCAACCUGAUGGACGAGGACGGCUGGAUUGGCCGUGAACAGAUCCUCGGUCCCGAGGCGCGCAGCAAGGUGCCGGCCGAGUUCCAGACCCAGUAUCCGCACUAUGCCAACCCGCCCACCCUCUUUCUCGUCAUUGACGCCUUUGUCGAGAAGCUCCGCAAGACCAACGGGAGCCUUCCCCCUUCUGGCACCCGGGAGCGUCUGUCCCAGGAUGACGGCACUCUUGCUACUGCCUCUCUCAACAACCCUGACGUUGGGCUGGAGCAUCUCCGCCGCCUGUACCCGCUCCUUCAGCGCCAGUUCAACUGGUUCCGCAAGACCCAAGCGGGCGACAUCAAGUCGUACGACCGCGAGGCUUUCUCGACCAAGGAGGCCUACCGCUGGCGUGGCCGUACGACCACGCACUGCCUGACGAGUGGGCUGGACGACUACCCGCGCCCUCAACCACCCCACCCGGGCGAGCUGCAUGUCGACCUGCUCUCGUGGGUUGGUGUGAUGGCUAAGUCGCUUGCCAACAUUGGCGAUGUGCUCGGCCUAACUGCCGACGUGGACGAUUACCGGAAAAUCCUCACUGCCAUUGAACGCAAUUUGGACGAUUUGCACUGGUCCGAGAAGGAUGGCUGCUAUUGCGACGCGACAAUAGACGACUUCGAGGAGAACGCGCUAGUCUGCCACAAGGGAUACAUCUCGCUGUUCCCGUUCCUGACGGGCUUGCUUCCCGCCGAUAGCCCGCGCCUGGCCAAGCUGUUGAAGCUCAUUGGUGACGAGGACGAGCUCUGGAGCCCGCACGGUCUGCGCAGCCUAAGCAAAAGCGAUAAGUUCUACGGCACUGCGGAGAACUACUGGCGCAGUCCUGUGUGGAUCAACAUCAACUACAUGGCGGUUGUGCAGCUUUACAACCUUGCGAAACAAGACGGUCCGCACCAGGCUACCGCCCGUGACCUGUACUCGCGCCUGCGGAAGAAUCUGAUUGAUACCGUGUAUGCCAGCUGGGAAGAGACGGGCUUCGCCUGGGAGCAGUACAACCCUGAAACGGGCCAGGGUCAGCGCACGCAGCACUUUACGGGGUGGACGAGUCUAGUGGUGAAGAUUAUGGCGAUGGAGGAUUUAGAACAGGUCGGGGGUGAUGUGCGGGAUGAGUUGUAG